Phasianus colchicus (ring-necked pheasant) is the source of this 2650-nucleotide messenger RNA. It is a transcript of the gene SLC35A1, whose product is annotated as solute carrier family 35 member A1. The record is from RefSeq and is a predicted model, not a curated record. Gene Ontology annotation, cellular component: Golgi membrane. Gene Ontology annotation, biological process: pyrimidine nucleotide-sugar transmembrane transport. Gene Ontology annotation, molecular function: pyrimidine nucleotide-sugar transmembrane transporter activity. Lineage: Eukaryota; Metazoa; Chordata; Aves; Galliformes; Phasianidae.
CGGCUCUCUAUGGUGAAUGGGAGGAGCGGCGGGGCGCGGCGGGCGGCUGCUGCCCGGCGGCUCUUCCUGCCGGCACCAUGUCGCCUCCGAAGGAAAAUGUCAGCCUGCUGUUCAAGCUGUACUGCCUCACAGUGAUGACCCUGGUUGCUGCCACAUACACCGUGGCACUGCGCUACACCAGGACGGUGGGGGCAGAGCUCUACUUUUCAACUACAGCUGUGUGCAUCACUGAAGUCAUCAAGCUGUUCCUCAGCAUGGGUAUUUUGGCUAGAGAAUCGGGAAGUCUGGCAAGGUUAAUAACAUCUUUAAAAGAAAAUGUCUUUGGAAGUCCCAAGGAAUUGCUAAAAUUAAGUGUUCCAUCUUUGGUGUACGCUCUCCAAAACAAUAUGGCUUUUGUGGCUCUUAGCAACCUGGAUGCAGCAGUCUACCAGGUGACGUACCAGUUGAAGAUCCCCUGCACGGCAUUAUGCACAGUCCUCAUGCUGAACCGAACCCUUAGCAAACUGCAGUGGUUCUCUGUCUUCAUGCUGUGUGGCGGCGUUAUUCUUGUUCAGUGGAAGCCUGCUCAGGCUACCAAAGUGCAGGUAGAGCAGAAUCCAUGGCUAGGGUUUGGAGCCAUAACUAUUGCUGUACUGUGUUCAGGAUUUGCAGGAGUUUAUUUUGAGAAAGUACUGAAGAGUUCAGAUACUUCCCUGUGGGUGAGGAAUAUUCAGAUGUACUUAUCGGGGAUCGUGGUGACUUUGGUUUAUGUGUACAUGUCAGAUGGAGCCCAAGUUCUUGAGAAGGGGUUUUUCUAUGGCUAUACCUGCUUUGUCUGGCUUGUCAUCUUUCUUGCCAGUGUGGGUGGCCUCUACACUUCGAUUGUUGUGAAGUACACAGAUAACAUAAUGAAAGGCUUUUCUGCAGCAGCAGCCAUUGUUCUUUCUACUGUGGCCUCAGUCAUCCUCUUUGGUCUCCAGAUAACUGUUACCUUUACCCUGGGUGCUCUCCUGGUGUGCGUUUCUAUUUACCUCUAUGGAUUACCUCGACAAGACACCACAAAAAUCCAGCCCUCAGAGACUAAAAGUUCAAAAGAGAGACUUGUUGCUGUGUAAUGUCCCUGUAAUGGACAGACAAGAAAACAAAAAGGACUUUAAAAACAUAAAAACUGAAUUUUUUAAAUUAGCCUUAAGCUCAUUUUGAAAUGGUUUAAGGGGAUAGAUUAAAAACAGAAAAGUUCUUUCUUUUUCACGUGUGAAGUUACCAGCAGUUGGUACUGAGGCUUUUUUACUGCUGGGAGCUGGAUGGGUGUCUUAUUGAAGGCGUUCUUCAUUCGUGUCGGACACUGAGGAGUUCCAUUUACAAGGAAAGCAGAAUGAAGGAACUGAACACUCAAUUGUAUAUAAUGUAUAUAAUGGAGGAAAAUUGGUUCUUUCAGUGUAUUUGAUGAACUUUCUUUGCCCUGUGAGGGAAAAAAAUGCUGUAAAACUUCAAAAAAAAAAACCUUCUAAAAAGAGCAAUUACUGCCAGCAUUUUUUCUUAAACCAUUUGGCAGCUCUGAUUAAUCACAGGAGAGGUUUCUCUUCUAGGUAAUAUGUAUCAUAUGAACAAAGUACUUCACUGGUGUUCUUAGGAUGAUUUGUAAUGCUUUUUUCUUUUAUGCAGUUGAGUAUGAGGUGUCAGACUAGAAGAUGAUCUGUGCACUUUUUCUCCAAACUCUUUUUGCAUAACAAAGUGGUGCUUGAAAACAGUUUCCUGUAGUGCAUGUUAUGCUUUGAUUUAAUUGAAGAGUGCCAACUGUAUCAUUCCAACCCUCCGUGAUGCCUCACUCUGCUCAACCCUUCCUGAAAAUGUUAGCUAUGUUUAGGGAAAACUGAUUUUCGGGCACUUGUUGAAAUUGAAAGUGAAGGCAAAAAUCUGAUCAAAUCUCAUUUAAAUUCCUUCAGACCUAAGCUAACUGGCUGAGUUUUACUUCAGUGUGGGGCACAUUCAACACAGCAAUAACCAAGAUACUUUAAUUCUGUUCCAGGGAGAGAGGAUGUUCCUCUCUGCCUUCUGCUGACUGUUCUGUGCAUUUGGGACAGAGCACAGCACUAAAGUGCCACUCAGGUAUGUCAGCCCCUUUGGUAGCAGUGGGUGCUGCCUGGCACUUCAGAGGCUGGAGCAGCCAGCUGCACUGAUUUUGGUGUGAUGUUCCAGCCCCCUGCAGCCACACUAUGCUCUGGCACUGCCAAGCAGCACUUUUAUUCCCUCUCACUGUGAAGAGGGAGCACUGAUGUUUCCUCUCCACCCAUCUCCACCUCAGUCAUUAGGUGAGUGUAACAGAGGAACAGGAGUGGACAGAUUUGGCUGUCCUGGCUGAUGAAGGGGGAAUGCAAUACAACAUGAAAAAUGUCUGACACGUGUGAUUAAUUGGGUCUAUUACAAUCCCUGGUGCAGCUGCAUCCCUCCUACCAUGAAGCUUAAGCACACAGUGGCAACUGCAGAAGGAGAGAACUUCCAUUGCUUAGGGCAGUACAGUGUAAUAUCACUUCCUCUACUAAAAGGAUGCAUUAUAUGUACAAAGGCAAAUACAGAACAGUUGUCUUUUAUGGGAACUACUACACCCUACUGUCUUAAAUACUCUGCUACUAUUGUAUGGAAAAAAUUACUUAUGACAACCACUGCCUCC